AUGAAAUUCAUCUCAAGCAUAACCUUGCUGGGCGUAUGCGCAGUUAACACCUCGGAAGGAUUCCAAUUGAACAAUCCUCGUAGUGCUUCCAGGUCGUUGGUGGCUUCCAAGAUCCAAGAGUACAGGACCCCUUCCAGCAAGCACUCCAUUCGAAGACAACAAGCAUCCGCUCUAUACGCUGCCACUCCUCAAGAAUCUCCCAGUAAAGAUCUUGAUACUGACGCACUCGUCAAGUACGGGUCCAGUAUUGGCAUUCAAAUGGGUAUCAUUACCGCCCUUCUCUAUGGAUUGGAUACUCUGGUAGGAACAAUUGGACUUGAGGUCCCCUUUCCGGCCGUGUUUGCCCUGUUUUAUUUUUUCUCCUUGAAAUCGAGAACCUUUAAUCCGCUCAACAAUCAAAGACCCAACUUGAAAAAGGCUGUCAAUGGGGAAGGUACUCCCAGUAAGGGCUUUCGUGAUCGGGUCAUGCCUUCCUGGACUCCACCGGGUGUUACCUUUCCCAUAAUGUGGAUUUUGGUGAUUGGACCUCUACGGUCGUUUUCUUCCGCGUUGGUCUACAUGGCGAAUGGGCAUCACUUUUGCGAUCCUACCUUGUUGGCAUUGCUCUUGCACUUGAGUAUUGGAGAUGUAUGGAACACCAUCAACAACACUGAAAAGCGCUAUGGAGCUGCAGUUCCAUCUGUCUUGAUGGUUUCGGCUGCCGCCGCCAAUGCCGCAUUUCAGUACAGUCAAGUGGACCCAUUUGCCGGAAAACUGUUGGGGUUAACCCUAGUUUGGUUUUCCGUCGCCUCCACCUUGAUUGCGGAUACCUGGAGACUGAAUCCAGAUCCUAGCACUGGACAACGCGAUCCCUUGUAUCCAGUGACUGGAGGAGAAAGCAAGACGGAAUUUUCGUGGUUCAACAGUAGUCCAUAA
This is a messenger RNA of Cylindrotheca closterium, 915 nucleotides long. Lineage: Eukaryota; Bacillariophyta; Bacillariophyceae; Bacillariales; Bacillariaceae. The record is from the annotation of a GenBank genome assembly.